GGGUAAGAGCUUUACAAAAAGCUAAAACCAAACUGAAAAAAGGGAAAUUAAAAAUGGUUAUCUGAUCUCCGCCCUGUUGAUCAGACUGGUGUGAUCAUACAAAGGUCAGUGAAGAAGAACCUUGCAUUUGGCUUAUGAUAUAAAGUUGCAAGUGCUUAGCGUGAAUCCAAUCCAUAUAUAUUCACACAUGGAAAAGUGAUACGACAGCAAACGAUAAUAGGUCGAAUCACAAUGUUCGGGAGUGUGGUAUCCACAAUUACAUUGUUUUGUGUCAUAUUGUACAAUCCCGAAGGUGUCCAGGGACAAGAAGUUGAAAUCACAUACAAAGAGCCACUAAGAAACCAAGCAACCUACAUAAUUGUUGCUCCGAGACGCUUUAGACCAAAUCAGGUGUUUAAAAUAUAUGCCACACUCCUUAAGAGAGAAUACGAGAACGUCCAUAUAACUGCCGCCAUCAAAAAUGUGGACCAACGUACUGAAAUAGCCAGCGUAACUGUUAGGUUUGAGCGAAUCGGUGGCAGAAACAUCGAGAUUAAGGUUCCAGAAUAUGUGGUUCCCGGCAACUAUUCUCUUUAUGUAGAAGGAAAGAACAUAGAGGGCGUUGGAGGCGCGCUAUUCCACAAUGAAACGUCAAUCCUUUUUGAUACAAAACAGAUGUCUGUGUUCAUAGAAACGGAUAAAGCUGUCUACAAGCAGAUAAAUAGAGUAAGAUUCCGGGUGAUCCCUGUUCUUCCCAACCUGAUGCCCAUACAAGGUACAAUGGAUAUAUUUGUAAGAGACCAGAACGGAUUUGUAGUUAGGAGGUGGCUUGCCCAAGCGGUUAAUAAUGGUAUCGUAGAAAAGACCUUUGUGAUUGGUCGAUUUAACAAAAGAUCUCCAUGGAGUAUCAACGUAGAGGCAUUUGGACAUACAUACUCUAAAGACAUAAAUGGAGUAUUUUUACUUGGAGACAGAAUGUUGGUUAAUGUAACUAUGCCUAAGUUUAUAAAACUAACUGAUUUCGGUUUAGGUGGUUACGUGAAGGCUUACUAUUACACAAGUUGGAUACCUGUGCAAGGCAAUGGUACAAUUGAUAUCGAGGUGGAAGGAUAUCCAAGUUCAAAGUUUAGCAUUCCAAUUAAUUUUUUUGAAGAUGAACAUCACUUUAUGUUAACUAUAAACGAGCUUAGAAGAGCGACUGGGGUUGUAGAUCUUUCUAACAAAGCGAUCAAGGUGAAAGCGUGGGUGUACGACCGGAAGUUACACGAGAUGCGAUGGGGAGAGGCCACUACAGUUGUCUAUGAUGGAGGUCUUGAGCUAGCGUUCGUUGAAGAUAAAGUUCGAACAUUUAAGCCAAAUAUGCCAUUUAAACUUCACGUAGCUUUAAAGAGAAGGGAUGGUAUGCGCUCCACAACUGCUAUUGAGGGAAGUAUUGAACUUGACGUGUCCUACGAAAUUGAAGGCGGGGGUCUCAGGAGACAGGUUGAGCGUCUUCCUAUAGCAGAUGAUAACAUUGUUGCCUAUACACUGUAUCCCGGGAGCGAUGAUAAGAUGCUCACAAUUAAGGCUAGGUAUCGUGGUGCAGGGGGCAAUCUUCCUAUACUCAGGAUGACAGCAUACCGAGUGUAUUCCUUACAUAACUACUAUAUCAAUGUCCAGACGUCGACUCUGCAUCCUAAGGUGAAUCGAUAUAUGGUAUUUACGAUAAAAACAAAUGCAUAUGUGGACACCAUAUACUAUCACAUUGUCUGCUCGGGUAACAUCAUCGUCUCUAACCAGUUACAUAUGACGUCAUUAUUGAAGACAAUUUCGGUAGCAAUAUCUCGGGAUAUGAUGCCAAGUGCCCGGAUGGUGGUUUACUUUAUUAAGAAGGGUGAAGUCGUGGCCGAUUCGAUGUCGUUUUACGUUGAAGGAACUGCCCUCCAUGAGGUUGAUGUUGCUAUAAACUUCGGUAAAGACUUUGGCCCUUCCCAUGUAGAAGUAAUUGGACAAACUGAUCCGGGAACUCUUGUCUCAUUCAAUGCGUUGAAUUAUCAUCUCUAUACCAUGGGUGCAAGGAACUUUAUUACCGAGGAAGAGAUUCUUGAUGAGUUGCUUACAUAUGACAGCCACACCAACAUUAGUGCCAGUGUAAGUUGGUAUGGUGACUACGGGGACAAGCAAACGAGGUUCUUCCAAACACAGUCAUAUGGCUCGGACGCCAACACGACGUUUGUUUUUGCUGGAUUACAUGUGUUCACUGAUGCAGAUCUGACCACUGUGCCAAGUGACUGUAACGCAACUAAUGGCUGGUUGACGUGCUAUGACGGUAGUUGCUACAGAGUGGAGAAGAAAUGCGAUCAACAGGUCGAUUGCAAAGAUGGCGCUGAUGAAAGUGGAUGCAUAAUCAACAAGCCAGAGGGACGAAGAUGGGAAUUCCUCAGAGAUUUUUACAUGACAAUUCCCUACUUUGAGAACUAUGAGGAUCAGUCGUGGAUGUGGCACACUGACUACACAAAACCAAGUGGCAAGAGCUUUUCUCUGGUUGUCCCUCCAUUACAGCCUGCGUUUUAUGCAAUAUCUGCGCUCUCUGUAAGCAGGGAGAAGGGACUCGGAGUUGUACAGACACCAUACCGGGUGGAUGUGACGAGAAGUCUGUAUUGUUCCUGCGAGUUCCCUACUAUGGCGAAGAAAGGAGAGCAGAUUGGGAUUGCAGUUUUCCUGUCAAGUUUCGCAUCAUAUACAAUGGAGGUAUUGGUAACACUGCCCUCGUCGAAGGAUUACAAGUUUGUCUCUGUAGGGGAGGGGUUGAUUAGCCACUAUUCCCCACCCUUGAUAGGUGGAGAUGUACAAACCCUUGUAUUGCUUUCACCAGGAGAGAAGAAAUUCGUGCAUUUCCCGGUACUUCCACUGAGAAAAGGUAGAACAAGAUUCAGCAUUUUCGCACAAACGUUCGAUACAGAAGAGGGGUGUUCUGGCUCAAUCGAUGUACAGAUGGACGGUGUAACAAACACAUGGCACACUCCUUACUUCGUAGAUCUGGUCAAAUUUAGUCAGAUCAUCAUUCCUGACCUUUGGAUACCCGUUCCUGAAAGAUUCGUACUUCCUGAACAGAGACAGCAUCUAUAUGUACCAGGAUCAGUUUCAACUAAAGUGUCAAUUGUAGGUGAUGUCAUUGGACCUGCCUUCUUCACCAGUAAACUUAGCGUAAAUAACGUAGUAGGUCCACAUUUGGGUAUACCAGUUGGCAUGUUGGAAGCCACCUUCUUUGAGUUUAGCCAGAAUUUGUGGAAUCUUAAAUACUUGAAGUCUACUGAUCAGCUGACCGGUAGCAUCCAAUCAGAUGCUUUAGAAAUAAUGAACAGAAAUUUCCAAGAGAUAAUGAUGUAUUACCAGUCAGGUGGAGGAAUUGCCCUUUUCUGGAAGGGUGCGGGUGCAAGUGUUUGGCUGACAGCUUUAAUUGUGAACCAGCUGAAAUUUGCUCGAGUAUCUGACUGGGAGACACAAUUCUUCAUACCAUCCGAGUUCAUGAAUGAAGUCGCCCUCUGGCUAGUGUCCCAUCAAAACAAGGAUGUAGGAUGCUGGAAGGAGAUUGCGCCAACAUAUACGAGGACAAUGCUACCAAAGUUGCGAACUCUAAAUGGCAGGGAAGACUAUUGGAACAUUACACUCACAGCACAUUUGGUUAUUGCACUUUCAGGAAACCUUGGAGUGACGGGGGCAGCAUCGACAGCUGUGGAAACCGCACGGAACAAAGGUGCCGAUUUUCUUGCCACUACGUUUCAACUGCUUGAUGACCCAUUUGAGCUGGCUAUAGUUACCUAUGCUCUCCACAUUGCCGGGCACAGAUCCAAGAGCACCUUUUUCGCAAAGCUGAGGAAUUCAAAACAAGAAGAUGCUCGUGAACAAUGGCCAUAUUGGUCUAAUAGAGUGGUCGAACCAAUAAAUAUUGAAGUUAUAGAUGUGAUCCCAUUUAUGCAACCUAAUGAGCCAUUUGAUAUGGACACUUCGUCAGUGAUGGCUACGUCAUAUGCGUUGAUGUGUUAUGUUCUGGACAAUUAUUUGGAAGACGCCUCUAAGAUCAUGUACUGGAUACAGAGUAGGCGAAGGAGAAAGGCAGGCUGGAGUGGAACAAUUGACACAAUAACAGCACUGCAGGCACUGCACACGUAUGGAUUGCGAAACCCGAACAGAGAUAUUUACAGUAUGGAACUGACAGUGGAGUCCACCGCAUCUCCAGCAUGGACCAAAGUCAUAAGACUCGACAGAGACAAUUUUAAUGUGGAGCAAGAGGUCGAGGUACCUAAUGCAUGGGGAAGUGUCAAAGUGACAGCCAGAGGUAACGGAUUAGCAAUGUUACAGGUGACAACGACUGCCAACGUUGAGUAUAUAGAGCAGCUGAGAGCGCCAGCUAAAACGCCCGAUGGAAUUCGGCGUCACUUUGAUUUAGAGGUCAAUCUUAGAUGGGCUGGGGCUAACAAUAGUAUAAUGUACAUGACGCCCUGUGCAAGAUGGCUUCGAACAGAUGUAGGUCCUACCAGUAUGUUAGCCUACUUCCAAAUAGAUAUCCCAAGCGGUUUCACUAUCUUUAGAAAAGAAUUGAACAAACAUAUGAGAGAAUACCCAUUCGUUCGGAGAAACUUCUUCAAAAGAAAAAGCCUCAUCAUUUAUGUCGACCAGAUCGGAACGGACUGGUUGUGUUCAACGGUGAGGGCGGACCGCUGGUAUCCCGUAGCAAAUGGCAGCAUACAACACUCGGCAAUUGUGGCGGAAUAUUACCAACCAGAAAUACAAAACAAAACGCUGUACACAACUUACAACUUAUUCUCUCAGCACAUUUGUUUAGUAUGUGGCUCAUUCCAAUGUCCUUAUUGCCCAUACUAUAACUCAGCUGACCAGCUGGUAACAUCUCACUGGCUGACAUUGACGACAAUAUUAGCUGGACUACAUAUUUUCUUAUACAUCCAUUCACUAAAUGGACAUAGUUGAUGUAGCUCUGAUGGUAUCUAGAAUCUAACUACGCUUGAGGAAGUAAAGUUAUUAAUCACACAGAAUAGCUAGAAGGCUACCAGUGUUGAAUAUUCAACAAUAAGUAAUACCUGUUGUGAUAAGUGGAAUAUAGCCUUGCCCAAGUCGGUAUUUUCUACUUAUCUGAUCUUGAGUUAUUAUUCAUAAUAGGAAUCAAAAUAAGUAAAAGAGACCGAUUUGGGCAAGGCUAAGUGGAGUGCUG
Owenia fusiformis is the source of this 5188-nucleotide messenger RNA. Lineage: Eukaryota; Metazoa; Annelida; Polychaeta; Sabellida; Oweniidae. The record is from the annotation of a GenBank genome assembly.